AGCAGCGGCGGCACCAUGGCGGCGGCGGCGGCGGCGCUGGCGGAGGGGAACCUGUUGCGCCAGUGCCCGUUGCUUUUGCCUCAAAACCGGGCGAAAACUGUGUAUGAGGGGUUCAUUUCGGCUCAGGGAAGAGAUUUUCACCUUAGAAUAUUGUUGCCUAAAGACUUAAAACUGAAGAAUGCAAGAUUACUAUGUAGUUGGCAACUGAGAAGCAUACUUAGUGGAUACCAUCAAAUAGUCAAGCAGAGAAUGCAGCACUCCCCUGAUCUAUUGAGCUUUAUGAUGGAGUUGAAAAUGAUUUUGGAAGCUGCUUUAAAGAAUAGACAAGAGAUAAAUGUGCUGCCUCCUCCUCCCCAUUUCUACACAAGCCUUGUUGAAGACAUGGAAACUCUUGGUUGGGAUAAACUUGUAUACGUGGAUUCUUGCUUUAGUACCAUCAAGUUAAAAUCAGAAGAUGUUUCUGGUAGAGAGCAUCUAAUCACUGUCAAGUUGAAGGCAAAGCACCCUGAGGAACCACCAGAUUGUUUUGUGGAUUUUCCUGUUCCAUUUUCUAUUUCUUGGACACCACAGAGCUCCUUAAUAAGCAUUCAUAGUCAGUUCUUGGCAGGAUUAGAAUCACUGAAGGCAUUCUGGGAUGUUAUGGAUGAAAUCGAUGAGAAGACCUGGGUGCUGGAGCCAGAAAAACCUACUCGGAGUGCGACAGCACGCAGAAUUGUAAUAGGGAAUAAUGCUUCCAUAAAUAUAGAGGUAGACCCCAGACAUCCUACCAUGCUUCCUGAGUGCUGCUUUCUUGGAGCUGAUCAUGUGGUAAAACCCCUGGGAAUUAAGCUGAGCAAGAACAUGCAUUUGUGGGAUCCAGAAAAUAGUCUGUUACAAAAUUUGAAAGAUGUUUUAGAAAUUGAUUUUCCACCUCGUACUAUUCUGGAAAAAUGUGAUUUUACUAUGGAUUGUGGAAUCUGUUAUGCUUAUCAACUUGAUGGUGCUAUUCCUGAUCAGAUGUGCAAUUAUUCCCAGUGUGGACAGCCUUUCCACCAAAUAUGCUUAUAUGAGUGGUUGAGAGGCCUCCCCACUAGUAGACAGAGUUUUAACAUUCUAUUUGGAGAAUGUCCAUACUGCAGUAAGCCAAUUACCUUGAAAAUGUCUGGGAGGAAACCCUGAAAUAAGAGUGUAAUAUUUCUGUGAAGAACUGGACACGUUAAAGUUGUCAG
This is a messenger RNA of Dipodomys spectabilis (banner-tailed kangaroo rat), 1208 nucleotides long. RefSeq names its product FA complementation group L (gene Fancl). Lineage: Eukaryota; Metazoa; Chordata; Mammalia; Rodentia; Heteromyidae. Gene Ontology annotation, cellular component: nucleus; Fanconi anaemia nuclear complex. The transcript is spliced from 14 exons. Gene Ontology annotation, molecular function: ubiquitin protein ligase activity. Gene Ontology annotation, biological process: protein monoubiquitination; interstrand cross-link repair. Bases 16 to 1158 code for a protein of 380 amino acids. The record is from RefSeq and is a predicted model, not a curated record.